AUGGCCGCUGAGGAACUCCACAUGAACCCGGGGGCCAGGAGGCAGGAAGCAGCCUCCAAAGAGAAGCCCGGGGGAGCCUCAGCCAAUAUGAAAGGUGUAGAUGACCCUGACUAUGAGAAUAUCACCUUCACCUUCAGAAACCAGGACCAGCAAAAGGGCAGCUACUCACCACCCAAGAGUGAGGCCUGGUCCAGGCCGUCCUCGGACUCUGCCCGGGCCCCGCCCUGGUUGCACACAGCCGUCAUGAGCCUGUACAUUCUUCUCGCCCUGCUUUCCAUCAUUCUGUUGGCCUGGGUCCUGGUGAACAAUUCUGUGAUGUCCCAGGAGCUGCUGGUCUUGAAAAGGGAGCUCUGGAAUGUGCACGAGUGCCAAGGAGAGCAAAAGCAGGGCUGGCGCAGGGCCCAUCAGACAGCCACGGAAGCCAAAGAGGGCCUUCGCAGGGUCCAGAGCGACGUCCAGGCCGGGAACGAGAGGCUGAAGGCGCUGUCAGCAGAGUCCAAACCUCAGUAA
Pteronotus mesoamericanus is the source of this 510-nucleotide messenger RNA. It is a transcript of the gene MCEMP1, whose product is annotated as mast cell expressed membrane protein 1. The transcript has 6 exons. The coding region runs from base 1 to 510 and encodes 169 amino acids. The record is from RefSeq and is a predicted model, not a curated record. NCBI's taxonomy places the organism in Eukaryota, Metazoa, Chordata, Mammalia, Chiroptera, Mormoopidae.